UAUUUUGACAUUCCGCUGAAGAUCACAUAAUAGAUAAUAACUUGCAAAAGCUGUAAAUGUGAUCAGCUGAUUACUUUAGUUUCACAUCUCUCACAAGUCUUCGGAGUCAACGGCGAUACUCUAAAGCUACUAAAAAAACAGUUUCGCUCCCAUGAUUCUUUAGAACUAAGCCACCCUAAGUCGCACGUGCACCAGGAAAUAGUUUAUAGCUUCUGAACUGAUCCUUUUCUUAAAGCACUUUUCUUUACAGUGCCUCUGUUGACCUGUCUUUCCCGAAUGUGGUAAAGGUGGGGAUGGCGAAACCAUGUGGCUUAGUGAAAUCAAGUCACUUGGUGAAGCCUGUAUCAGCAACUCGGGUCGCUGGCAGAUACCUUGCCCACCAGCAGGGCCUGCCCCGUCUGCCUGUCCCCUCACUGCAGCAGACCUGUGAGCGCUACGUCACUGCUCUGGAGCCCAUUGUGGAGGUGGAUGAGCUGAAGCACACCAAAGAGCUGGUGCAGGAGUUUCAGAAAGCAGGAGGGGUUGGAGAGAGACUGCAGAGAGGCCUUGAAAAGAGAGCACAGAAUACUGAGAACUGGCUGUCAGAGUGGUGGGUGCAGGUUGCUUAUCUUGAGUACCGAAUGCCUGUGGUGGUCCAUUCAAGUCCUGGGUUGGUCUUGCCUCGCAUGAACUUCAGUGACAAGCAGGGACAAAUAAGAUUUUCUGCCAAACUGAUAGCGGGUGUUUUGGACUUUAAAACAAUGAUUGACAACGAGACACUACCAGUGGAGUACUUGGGAGGAAAGCCCCUGUGUAUGAAUCAGUAUUAUGAAGUGCUGUCAUCCUGCCGUAUCCCUGGUCUGAAGAGAGACUCAGUGGUGAACCACGCCAAGAGCUCACAGCCCCCCAAACACAUCACUGUAGUACACAACUUUCAGUUCUUUGUGCUGGACGUAUACAACAGUGAUGGGACUCCGCUGACCGUUGAUCAGCUCUGUGUUCAGCUGGAGAGGAUCUGCAGCUCCUCACUACAAACUAGUGUGGAGCCUGUCGGCAUCCUGACAACCCAGCAUCGCGAUGCCUGGGGCAAGGCCUACAUCAACCUCAUCAAGGAUAAGACCAACAAAGAAUCUGUGUCAGCUAUCCAAAGAAGCAUCUUCACUGUGUGUUUGGAUGGAGCAAUGCCUGGAGUGUCUGAUGAGAUGUACCGUAGCUCUGCUGCCAUCCAAAUGUUGCACGGAGGAGGAAGUCAGUGGAAUAGUGGCAACCGCUGGUUUGACAAGACACUGCAGUUUAUAAUUGGAGAGGAUGGGACAUGUGGUGCAAACUAUGAGCAUGCCCCAGCUGAAGGCCCACCCAUUGUGGCCUUGAUUGACCAUGUUGUAGAAUACACGAGGAAGCCAGAGACGACGCAGCCACCCAUGGUGCCUUUGCCUAUGCCCAAGAAACUACAUUUCAGCAUCACGCCUGAGAUCAAGAAGGACAUUGAGGAGGCCAAGCAGAGUAUGAACAUACUGGCCCAAGACCUGGAUAUGAAGGUUAUAGUAUUUCGCCACUUUGGGAAAAAUGUCCCAAAGACCCACAAGAUGAGCCCUGAUGCCUUUAUACAGAUAGCACUACAGCUGGCCUACUACAGGAUGUACCAGCGGUGCUGUGCCACAUAUGAAAGUGCCUCCCUGCGUAUGUUCAGACUGGGCCGUACAGAUACAAUCCGAUCAGCCUCAAAUGCCUCAGCUGCCUUUGUCAAGGCCUUUGAUGACCCCAGCAAACAGAACACAGAGAAGGUUGACCUAAUGGAGAAAGCUGUAAAAGCACACAGGUCAUACACUAACAUGGCAAUCGGAGGCCAGGCUAUAGACAGACACCUCCUGGGCCUUAAGAUGCAAGCUGUUGAGGAAAAAGUCUCCAUUCCUGAUAUCUUCAGAGACACUGCCUAUGCUAAAGCCUUGCACUACCAGCUAUCUACAAGUCAGGUACCAUCUAAGACAGACUGUGUCAUGUGUUUCGGUCCAGUUGUACCCAAUGGAUACGGCGUAUGCUACAACCCUAUGAACGAUCACAUCAACUUUGCUGUGUCAUCUUUCAACACCUGUGCGGAGACGAAUGCAGCACACUUGGCCCAGGCUGUGGAGGAUGCACUGUUAGACAUGAGGACUCUGCUGGGACAAACCCCAAGAGCUAAACUGUAAAGCUCUGUUAGACUCUCAUAAAGUGGACAUGAGAGAGCUAGUCUCAGUGAUGACUAAUGAUCAGACCUGAUUGGAUUAAGUGACAUUUGGAUGAUGGUGCCCCACACCUGGUGCACAAUUAUCAAGCUCCAGUUGGUAGUCUGAAUCAGUGUUCUGUUUUCUCACCAUCAUCAUGCACUUUAAUGAUGCAGUGAUUCCUGCAGAGCAGUCACUAGGAGGUGCUGUUCCUUGCUGUUAAAAUUCACACACACACUUGUUAAAUUAAGUAACAAUGAUGCACACAAUUAUUUACAUACACUUCUGUUGUAAUACUGAAGUGUAACUCUGAAAUAUCUUCAUUCAAAAUCAAGGGCCUGUUGUUGGCAGAAACAUUAUGAUGUUUGCUUAAGAAAUAGCUAUAGAUGGAUAUUUUAUAAUCAACAAUCACCUGAUGGGAUCAAAACCAACAAUCACUUGGCUCUGAUGCUACAAGAAGUUAUUUUAUUCACUGAUAAAAUAGUAUGUAGUACUUCAUUUGUCAGGCAAAAAUGACAAAAAGUUUCAGGAAGUCCCAGGUUCUCAAAUGUUGAAUUUUUCUGGUUUUCUUAGUCAUCUGUUAUAGUAAACUGAAUAUUGCAAAAGACUUUUGAACUGUUGGUCAGACAAACAAAAACUACUGCAUUAUGUCACACUGUGCCUCAUGACAGUGAAAAUGGCCAGUGUCUGUGUAUGAUGGCAUUUUUGAUUGCUACGUUGCUGCAAAAAUACAGAUGUCAAACUAAGCAUGCAGGGAUUGACUGGUUAACCAUACGACUGGUUUAACAACCCUCUCAGUCUUAAUAAUAAACUCUCUGUGCAAAUUAAGAAACUGCAUCCACAGGUUAAUAAUCUUACUGAACAUAUUACUAGUUCACUGCUUUUUUGACUUUUUAGAAUUUGCAUUUGGCUUUCAGAAUAAAAGCAGGGAUUUGUAACUUUCUAAAAGGUAAAAUCACAGCAUGUUACUCAAGUUCAGCUCACUAACUUUUUAAUUGUUGCAGCAGAAGUUACAUCCCUCUCCUGCCUGCACUCUGUCUUCAUGAAUAAAUCAUGCAUUAGCAAUCAAGA
Messenger RNA from Lates calcarifer (barramundi perch), 3254 nucleotides. RefSeq names its product carnitine O-acetyltransferase a (gene crata). Gene Ontology annotation, cellular component: peroxisome. Lineage: Eukaryota; Metazoa; Chordata; Actinopteri; Centropomidae. The transcript is spliced from 14 exons. The record is from RefSeq and is a predicted model, not a curated record. Gene Ontology annotation, biological process: carnitine metabolic process, CoA-linked. Gene Ontology annotation, molecular function: carnitine O-acetyltransferase activity. Bases 294 to 2168 code for a protein of 624 amino acids.